GCAGUUUUGCACUUUUCUGCAUUUCUUGUACGAUUUGUUAUCAGUAGAUUUUUGUUGGCUUCAAAUAAAUAAAAAUAAUUGAAAACGAAAUUAUAAAUGAUAUCGAUUAUCCAUCUCAAACAUCAUGACAACAUCUUAUUUACUCCAUGAACUUGGCCAAAUAUGUGCCGAACUUCGUUCCGACAAAAUUUCCAAUCGAAACCGGUCAUUGGAUAAAUUGGACACUUUGUUGGUCAAUUCUAAAAACGAUGUAAUGCAACUUUAUGGAGGAAAUCAAGGAACAAAAUUAGAUCCAUCUUGGAAGCGUGUAUUUAAUUGUUCUGUUGAUGCAGCCAUCGAUCAUGCAAAUAAAGUGCAAGAUGCUGAGGGGACCAAAACCUUUCAGACUCAUCGCAAUAGAAAUCAUAUUUUCAGCUCCAUCAUCAAUCGACUUAUUGAUUACAGUCUUGAAGAUAAUAGUAAUCUGUUAGAUCAGACUACUAUCUUGACUGCAUUCAAAUACGGAUAUGGAAAUGUUGUUGUUCGUAAGAAUUUUGGUAAAUUGUUUUUACAAAUCUUGGAAAGAGGAGUUUACGAUUCUGUAGAGAAUAUUCGAGGAAUUAAAGCUUCUGAAUUGAGUUCAAUAUUAUCAUAUCUAUUUGAAAUGAAUAAUCCAGAUGAUCAAAGUUUGAAAUUAGCUGUGAUUCGUUGUAUUAAUAAAACUGUUGAAUUAUGCCAGCAAUAUGUUCAAGUCGGGCUAGAUUUGAGAGAUUACUUUCCUGAUGCAAUAUCAUUGGCUAGCGAAGCUCGUGAUGAGCAACAACAAGCGGAAGUUAUCAAGUUGUUUUACUUGCUGACAUCAGAGCUCUCAGCAGAUUACCACAUCACUGUUUGUGGUCAUAUUCAACAAGUUUUACCAACUCUAUGUGAAUAUUAUAGCUUUCGAAUGAAAACUGAAACAAAGACCCAUUUUUUUCUUGGUGUUUAUUGUUCCCUGAAAGCAAUCUACCCGAACCUCACAAGUGGAGACUAUAAUCCCAUUGGUAUCACUCUCAAUGAAAAUUGGACAAAAACUGUUAUUCGAAAGCUAAAUGCAAUAGUCGAAGUAGAAUCUAAAGAACAAACUAUUCAACUACAACGUCCUACAAACUACAAAAGCGAUGAACUAUUGAAAAUAUUUCUUAAAACUUCAGCAAUGGUAGUUUAUUUGAUAAAUUGGGCAGAUAAUAGAAACACUGAAGAAGAUAUUUUGGAGCCUAGAGCUAAAAUUUCACGAACCAUUGAUGCACUUGAGAAUAUUUUGGAAACUACCAAAAUGAAGGACAAAACUUCAAUUAAUCAAAUUUCAUUACAAAUUUUCACCGAACUCAUUGUAACUCAACCACAUCUUAUAAAUCCAUCAAAUUUCAUGACAAUUUUAGAAUCCCAUCAGUAUUGCUUAUCGAUCUUCAAUUGUUGGCAAAAUUUAAAAUGCCUUAGACUUGGUUUUGCUAUACUCCUUCAAUUAGAACCAAAACUUUUUCCUAAUGGAAAUUUACAAUUCGAAAACUGGAAAAAGAUUGCUGUAUUUUUAAUUGCCGACACAAAUAGCAAUAAAGAUAUUUUGAGGGAAAAGCACUUGCUGUUGCAGGAGCUAAUACAGGCAAAUAAAUUAGAUUUUGAAGAUUGCACAACUCUUUUAAAUUUCUUGCUCAUUACAACAACAAUGCGUCGAAAUGAAUGUGUUUCAACAAUUAGAGAAAUUCUACUCAAUAAUGAAAAAUGCAACUUGGACAAAACCUCUGAUAUAAUUGGAAAACUUCUCAACUGGCUCUAUCAAACCAACGAUAAAAUCGAUGGCAAAAGUUUGCUAUUGAAUAUUGAACCUUUGGAUGAAAAACUUGUUGCUGAUACAAGUGCACUGAUGGUUAUUAAUUUUCUUGACUCUUAUAUUAAAGUAGAGGAACAACAAAAAGAAGAUGAAGAACAAAUAGAACAAACAAAUCUUAUGAAUUACAAAUAUUGUCGAAAAUAUAUAUGCAUUGAAGAACAUGGUAAAGAUUUGAAAAAAAUAAAAGGCUUACGGAAAAAAGAAAAACCUUCUAGAUGUUUGAUUCAAAGUAACUAUGAACUUUUGAUGCGAUUACUUAAUUUCGAAACAUCCAAAGAAGCAACUGUGCAUAAUAUCAAUGUGGAUUUAUCUCGAUUGCUUAAAAUGGUUUUGGUGCUGAAACAAUUUUUCUUUUAUGAUAUUUUCGAUGCAAACACGUAUUUGACUUGUCCGCUUAUGAAGAGAAUUGGAUUUUUUCUUGAUAAUUUAGAUUUUCAACUUAAAAGCGUCAGUGUGCAACAAAUUUCAAAAUCAGAACUCGCAGACGUUGUGGAAAUACUUUUAGAAAUAUUCCUCAGUAUAUGUGACUGCAGCUCUUUCUUUGCCUUCUUAGACAAGCAGAAUAUUGAUGGAUUGAUAACAUUUUGUGGCAGUAUUCUAAAACUUGCUGAAAAUAACAGAUCCGAAGAUUCAAAACAGUUAGCUUUGAAUACCAUGAAACUACUCGCUACAUUCUGUUCCAGUACAAUUCAUUCAAAAAAGGCAUUUGCUUUUAUUAAACAACAACGUUUAGUAACUAAAGACAAUUCUAAUGGAAUUUUAUCAUUAAUAAAAAUAUUUUGCAAACAACAGCAAAAUGAAGAAAUUUCUACUUGGUUCGGUGGAAAAUUGAAAACUAUGUGCCAACUAUACUAUUCGAAUAUAGAGUUAUGCGAUCAAAUAGUCGAUAUUCUUCCAGAAAUCGUUCGAUAUGUGGAACCAUUUCAAGCCGAACUAGAUAUUUGCCUUAUUAUUAUCUCCUCUUUCUUAAAAAUCACAUCAAAGAAAUAUUAUUCAUCAAGCUUGGCUGCUAAACUUAUAAAAUCCAUUCGUCAAAUAGCAAACUAUUGCCCAAAUUUAAUUGAUCAAGAUAAUUUUCAAAUAAUUUGCUUAAUGCCGGCUAAAUUUCUAUCAUCCCAAAGUAUUGCAAUUUCAUUUGCUGCUGUUAAUACAAUAACUGCUUUAAUGGAUUCAAAAUGGAUUGCAAUACAGAGUGCACACAUGGAAACACAUUUUACUUUCACUUCUCAGCUGUAUUCGAAAUUGGAUUGGAACAAUUUUCCUAUGGAAAGCGAUGAUAUAAAAGUAAAUAGCACAGCUGUAGCAGUUCAACUGCUAACUUCUCUGUUUGCAUUUAGUACUUUUCAUCGAGAAAUUGCUUUUCAAGAACUGGGUUACUAUUGUGCAUCACAGAGUUUAAAUGAAAGUUACUUUUAUAAAUUUGGAGACAUUGCCGCAUUUUUCAAUUCUUCGAUUUCAAUAUUAACUAAGCCUUAUAUUGAUGCAUUACUCUGUGCCUGGGCCCAAAAGCAACAACCUAUUACAAAAUUUCCUUACUUCCUUUGUGCGGAUGACAUCGAAAAGUGUUUCACAACUCAUCUGUCCAGUAUAAGCUAUUAUCAAAUAAGAUUCUCAUCACACCAAGGAUUAGAAGAACUUCAACGUCUAAAAUAUGGAACUACUCGACAACUUGUAGCGAAAGCAUUUCCCAUCUGCUAUGCAUAUUUACUUAGUGAACUAUCAAAAAAUCCCCAAAGUCCUUCAGCUACUUAUCUAACCGAAGCUAAAACCACAUUAAAAAAUUUAAAUAAUUUGGGCUGUGAUUUGAUUGCUACAAAUACAAAAGUUCACUGGGGAACUAUAUAUCAUGCUACUAAGCAACUCUGGGAUGAAUGUCACUAUUCUGCUUUAUUUGGAAUAAAUCCAUGUGUAAUAACACCAGUUUUAUCCGUGAAUUUCAUAAGCCUUAAACAUAUUUUAAGAUACUAUUUACAAAAAUGUUACUCUAUUCCUUCGUCAAAAACUCUUCCUGAAUGUGUCCUUAUGCUCAUUAAAAACGAUCCAAUGGCUUUACUUAAAGUUUUUGCUGCCUUCAAACUAGAAUUUAGUGAUUUUAUAUUUCUAAGCGAUAGAUUAAAGUCAUUUUAUUGGUUUUGUUCAUUAUCAGAGAUUUUAAUAGAAUCUACAUCAGACCAGAUUUCUAAGUCGGGUUUAAAUAGUACACAAACUUUCUUUCUUCGUGAUAUUUUGUUUUUUAUUCUCAAAUCAAUGGAAAAGGGAGAACGAGAAAUAUUAAAAGUCAGCUUGCAUUUCCUCCAUCAAAUUCUCGAUCAAUAUAUUUCUACGUUUUCCGUAAUAAUUAAUAACCAUUUAAAUGAUAUUGCUUGUACUUUGGUGUCAAUAACCCAAAACAAUGAACCAUCUAUCAUCCAAGAAAUGGCUAUUAAUUUGUUAGAGCUGCUCAUAUGCAAAAACACCGAGAGAUUUUCCGAAUCUAUUAAACUUUUGGAUAAAUUCCCUGAUUUGGAUAUCUAUCGAAAUCUUCGAAGUGUUGUGCAAGGCAUUAAUAAAAAUCGGGAAACAGAACUACGAUGGGUUGCCAAAGAUUUUUUAAAUACAACUACCAAAGGUGCUGAAGGGAUAAGAUCGCUAAAACAAUGUAUUGCAGAAGAAAAAUGUAAUUUUGAACAUAUUUCAUCGGACACAUCCAGAUCUUCGAAUUUACUCUAUGAUGUUUUGAAAAAAUUAAUAAAUAUGGUUCGGAGUUCAGAUCUCAAUUUAGCAAUAGAAGCAGCUAAGUGCUUAGGAGAAAUAGGAUCUUUAAAAAUUGCUGAUAUAGCUUUCUAUUUUGAAAGUGAUACAAAUUUCUAUAGCAUGGAAUUUUCAUACCAAGAUGAAAUGACGUUCCUUGCUGAAAGUUUGUUUAAAUUGAUGGAUAAAUUAUUGCUCCAAUAUGACCCAGAAUCUGUAGUAGAAAUGUAUGCAGUUUGUAAAGAUCUGGCAAGUUCGAAAAUUGGUUCAAAAGUUCUUCGUUCAUUUCCAUUACUUGGUUUGUUUUUAAAACAAGGUCAUGUUAGUGUUUUAGACAGUUACUCAUCAAUUGCUUCUUUUAACUUUGUUGAAAUUUUACAAGAACAUGAAAAUUUAAAGUACGACGAAUUUACUAAAGCAUUUUCUUCGAAGGUUUUUGAAAAAUGUCAGUGGGAUUCAUUUGCUAAAUUAUGCAAGCAAAAUUUUUCCUUUAGUGAAUCUGCUUCCGUACCCAUCUUUAAGAUAUUACUAGCAAACAAGAAAAAUCAUUUCGAUAAUAUUUUAGCUAUGUUGGAGUAUUUCUUCUCUCGGACUUUUGAAGUAAUACGAGAUGAGAAAUGGAAAGAAUCUCAAAAUAUAUAUAGCGACAAGCGAACAAUCAAAUAUUUUCUGAAUAUUUGCGAAUGCAUACGUAUUCAUAACAACUGGAACGUACCAAUUAACCUAUUGAAUGUUGCCAAAGCAUGCAUUUAUUGUCAAGCCUAUUUCAUGGGAAUUAUAUACUUGGAAAUGUGGGCACUCGUUGAAAAGGAUAAGGAAAAAUCUAAAAACAUAGAUAUAAUAAGAAAUGCAAUAUUUCAAGAAAUUGCAACCCAGGCUUUCAAAUCUAUAGAUUGUGCAGAAGCAAUUUCUGGAUUUUUGGAUCCUUUAAAUUCAAGAAUUGAAUAUCUUAAUUUAGAAGGUGAUUGGUCACAAGUUUUAAUGGAAACAGAUGCAUCCAAUGAUUUCAACAAAGAUCUUUAUGUCCAGACUUUAAAAAAAAACGGUUUGCUUUUGUUAUCAAGUUCAGAUAAGUUUACAAGUCAAGUCGAUUAUGAAUGUUGUUGGCGCCUUGGCCAAUGGGAAACAGCAAUAGAAAAAAAUUCAAAAAUUGGUAAUUUGCUUGACUUGGAGUUUGAAUUUGAAAAAAAUCAUUUCAAUGCAUUAAAGUCAAUACAUAACAGAGAAGAAGUUAAUUGCAUGUCGGCAAUUGAUAAAGCUCGACAGGCUAUAGUUUCGAUCUUGAAAGAAAUCAGUAUUGAAUGUCUACAGAAUAUUUACAAAUAUCUUACUUGGCUGCAAAUGCUACAACAGGCUGAAGACUUUUGCCAGAUCCAAUUUUCUCAUGGUGCUAAGGCUGAACCAAUAUUAGAAAAAUGGAACAUUUCACAAGAACUUACGUACGGAAACUUUAACUGUAAAGAACUUGUUCUCUCUCAGCAAAUGGCCCUUUAUAAAACAGCUGGUAUUCGAGCUGGAAGGAAAAUAAAUGAAUUCUUUAAGGAUAAAAGUCCCAUUGGAGAAUGUAUAUUGAAAUGCAUAAAUGAAUGCAAGGAUGCUGGUAAUAUCAAUUUGGCGAUAAGAAAUAUAACGCUUUUAAGAAAUAUUGACACAUCAGAGCAACUCAAGGCAAAAGCUUUAAUAGAAGAUGCAGAAAUCUGUUGGAAGACUGGAAAAUCAAGAAUGGCAAAAGCAAUACUUCACAAUGUUAUGUCAAACAAAGAUUUUGUAUAUUGCCUUGAAAGAAUUCAAGCACACAGAAUGUAUGGAGAAUUGCUGCUGGAAACGAAUAACGAAACAUUUGAAGUUGUUCAUCAAGAAUUUUUUGUUCGAUCCAUUGAACUUCUUAAUAAGUACUCGGAGCAUAGAGAUAGGGUCUUAAAAUCGGCUUCUUUUGAUGUUCAUGAAUUUGAGACGUUUAAUCAAGAAAGUCGUAAAUUAGCUUUUGCCACUAUAGCAAAAUAUGCUGAUAAAGAAUAUGUUCAGUUGGAUACAUACCUUAAUUCGGAAACAUUCCGUACGAAAGUACAAAUUAUGAUGAAAAAUAAAGAAGAAGCACAAAGUCUAGCCCGGCAAUCAAAAGAACGUGAUAAAUCAAUUGGAAUAAAUGUUAUGCUAAGAAAUUGUGGUAUCGAUGACAAAGAAAUUAAAAUGUUGGAACUAAAGAGAUCAGAAAAUUUGUGUAUUGCAAUGGAAAACUACAUGCAAUUUUGUAAACUGGAUAAAGACAUAACUACUCCUGCUGUGUAUCGUAUAAUAGCUCUAUGGUUUGCAAACAAACAUGAUCACAAGCUGCAUUCAAAAAUUAAAGAAAAUAUUGAUGGGAUACCCAGUUAUAAGUUCCUAUGCGUUCUAAAUCAAAUGUCUGCUAGACUAAGUUCUAAAAAUCCAUCAUUUCUAGAACUACUUGAAGAGAUAUUGAUUCGAUGUAUUUAUGACCAUCCCCAUCAUACGUUGAACAAAAUACUUGCUCUAGUAUAUGCAUAUGCUGAUGACCCCAAGAAUACCUCUACAUCUGAUCGCGUUAAUAUAGCAAAACACAUGAUAAACAAAGUUAAGAGUAAAAUGCACACUUCUUGCAUAAAACAAAUGGAGUCCAUGUUUAUUGCUCUAAUUGACUUUGCAAACAAGGAAAGUGGUAAAAAUUCUUCAUUAUCACUGAAUGAUAAAGUAAAGAAAUUAAAAAAUCUGGAAAAUGUACAAUGUCCUACAAUAGAUUUGCCGAUUUCUAUGAAUAAGAUGUACUCAUUAACAUACAUUAGAAAGUGGGAAGACAAUGUUGGUUUAGUUGGAGGAAUAAAUGCUCCCAAAAAACUAAUGUGUGUGUGUUCGGAUGGAAUUUCUCGGCCACAACUCUUGAAGGGUAAAGAUGAUCUUCGUCAAGAUGCAGUUAUGCAGCAAGUUCUUUCAAUGGUAAAUGAGUUGCUGAAGAGUGAUCCUGAAACAAAUAACCAGAAUCUAAUAUUACGUACUUAUCGAAUUGUACCACUUUCUAUGCGAAGUGGUAUAUUAGAAUGGUGUGAAAAUACUGUGCCCCUUGGGCUAUAUCUUUGUGGUGAUAAGAAAAAUGAAGGUGCUCAUAAGAAAUACAGGCCAAAUGAUUAUACUGUUGCAAAAUGCAGAUCACUAUCGAUGGAAGCAUUAAAGCAGGAUUUCAACCAGCGUUUACAAGUUUAUCAGCAUAUUUGUGAAAAAGUUAAACCAGUAUUGCACUAUUUUUUCUUUGAAAAAUUCCUAGCUCCCGGUAUUUGGUUUGAACGUCGGCUUGCCUACACAAAAAGUAUUGCUACAACUUCUAUUGUAGGAUUUAUUCUUGGUCUAGGUGAUCGACAUGUUCAAAAUAUUUUGAUAGACCAAAUAACGGCAGAGGUUAUCCACAUUGAUUUUGGAAUCGCCUUUGAACAAGGAAAAAUCAUGCCAACUCCUGAAACAGUACCAUUCCGUCUUACACGUGAUAUUGUUGCCCCAAUGGGAGUAUCCGAAACUGAUGGAAUUUUCCGAAAAGCUUGUGAAAAAACCAUGAAAAUCAUGCGAAAGAAUCAAGUAUUUUUAACAACAAUAUUGGAAGUUUUACUUUACGAUCCUUUGUAUGUCUGGAAAUGGUCUUCUCAGAAACACCUGGACGGAGAUAGAGAUGAAGAUAGUGAAGGGAAAAAUUUGACUGCACAACGUGCAUUGCUAAGAGUUCAAGAUAAGCUGGAAGGCAAAGAAGAAGGUAAAAUGGGCACUCCAAAUGUGGAAGUACAAAUUCAAAGAUUAAUUAACGAAGCGAUUAAUGUGCACAACCUGUGCCGUUUGUAUCCAGGAUGGGAUCCAUAUUUAUAAGUGUUUGUCUGUUCUUCUUUAUAUAAUAAAUAGUUUUUGUUAAAA
Molecule: messenger RNA, 8488 nt
Organism: Episyrphus balteatus (marmalade hoverfly)
Lineage: Eukaryota; Metazoa; Arthropoda; Insecta; Diptera; Syrphidae
Gene: tefu
Product: serine/threonine-protein kinase ATM
Exons: 42
Coding region: 125-8443 (2772 amino acids)
Biological process (GO): DNA repair
Molecular function (GO): protein binding; protein serine/threonine kinase activity
Source: RefSeq, a predicted model, not a curated record